Messenger RNA from Galendromus occidentalis (western predatory mite), 2566 nucleotides. RefSeq names its product anoctamin 8 white walker (gene wwk). Gene Ontology annotation, biological process: chloride transmembrane transport. The transcript has 12 exons. Lineage: Eukaryota; Metazoa; Arthropoda; Arachnida; Mesostigmata; Phytoseiidae. The record is from RefSeq and is a predicted model, not a curated record. Bases 1 to 2232 code for a protein of 743 amino acids. Gene Ontology annotation, molecular function: chloride channel activity. Gene Ontology annotation, cellular component: plasma membrane.
AUGGAAAUACGCAAACGCAAACGGAGAUUACCGCUACAUAAAUCGAUUACUGAAGCUGGGCGUCUGAUCGGACGUCGACUAGCGGUUUCGAAACAGCUGUUCAGGGAGUCCGGGCCGAGAUUCCUGGAGAAUUUCUGGAACAGAAGUCACAGCUCUCAAGCCGAAUGCGAUGUGGUCCUCACCUUGCCGGCUUCGACAGAUCAAAUACUCUUAGAAUGGCUCCUCCGAACUUUCGAGGAGCGAUUGCCCCAUCUGAUAGUGAGACUAUCUCAUCAUGGAUAUUUCAAGCUGAUCAUGCUGAGCUGCACUGCCGAUAUGCCGACCUUACUACGAGGUGCGGAAGAGCUCCACGUGCGAAAACGCGUUCGAUCGGAGUUCGGAGGCGGCUUCAAAGAAUUCUGCUGCGAUGAUCCGUUCGGAAUAUGGGAGGAAAGAGAUAUCGCCCGUUUUCUAUCAACGCAAGAACGUCAAGAGAUUGUCAUGUAUUUCCUGAACUCCAUGCGCACGGAAGCCAGAGACACCGUUAGGGGCAAGCUUCUUCUAGAAGGACAAUCCUUGAUACAGCGACUUCGGAUCGAGGGAAUAAUCGAGCAGAUCUACCCGCUUCACGAAGAAGAACCCUUACGGAACCUUAAGACUAAUUGGGUCAAUCGGCUCUUCGAUUCUCAGCCUCUGGAUGACGUCGCGAAUUAUUUCGGGGUGAAGAUCGCCAUGUAUUUCGGCUGGUUGGGCCACUACACGACCGCCCUCUUCUUUCCCGCAAUCAUGGGACUAUGCAUUUGGAUAUCGUGCUAUGGCAAGGACCAGCGUCACGAAGAUCUUUGCUUCAUACUGUUCGCCCUGCUAAAUGUUGUGUGGGCUACAUUAUACUUGGAAUCAUGGAAGAGGAAAUCCUCUGAGUUGGCUCAUAUGUGGGGAACUCUGGACGUUUCCAACGAAAUGCUUUCUGUGCCACGACCAUUAUUCAAGGGUCAAAUGGUGAAAAGUCCGGUAACGGGCAGAAUGGAGCCACGAUAUCCGAAAUGGAAGCGAAACCUCUUCCGUUACCUAGUCACACUGCCUGUGAUCUCGUUGUGCCUUGUGGUGGUGCUCGGAGUCAUGCUACUCAUGUUACAACUUCAAACAUGGACGGACAAAAGAUACAGAGAUGACAGCUUCAAGGGCUGGAUGAUGUCGAUGCUGCCGAAAAUUCUCUUCGCUCUGAUUAUACCGAUCACAGAUACAGUUUACAAGAAAAUCGCGGUGUGGCUGAACGACAAAGAAAACUACCGCCUGGAGGAGAGCUAUGAAAACCAUCUUAUCAUGAAGAUAUCUGUGUUCCAAUUCGUCAAUUCUUUCCUGUCUCUUUUCUACAUCGCAUUCUACCUCCAAGACAUGGACAAACUCAAGGAUCAGCUCGCAGCACUCCUCAUCACUCGCCAAGUCGUCGGGAAUAUCAAGGAAUCCCUAGUGCCGUACAUUGUGGAGACUCUCUGUCUCGCGGAAAUGACGUCGAGACGUCGAGCUUCCGCCGUGGAGAGCAAUGCGCAGGAUCAAACUCAUUCCGAUACGGCCCCUGACGCUGGACCUUCUCAGGCUGAGGUUGAGGCCGCGAUGUACAGGUACGAUGGCACAUUUGAGGACUACCUGGAGAUGUUCAUCCAGUUCGGUUACGUUGUGCUCUUCUCGUCGGCAUUUCCCUUAGCGGCACUGUGUGCGUUCGUGAACAACGUCGUGGAGAUUCGCAGCGAUGCCUUCAAGCUGUGCGCGAUUUUCCAAAGGCCUUUCGGACAACCCGCAGAAAAUAUUGGAACUUGGCAGGACGCAAUGGAAAUUAUGGGGAUGCUGGCCGUGGUAGUAAACUGUACACUGGUUGGUCUGAAUGGCCAAUUGACACGCAUGUGGCCAUCACUCGGGAAGCUGGAGACAAUCAUAAUCGUCGUGAUCGUAGAACAUCUUCUGCUCUUGCUGAAAUUCGCUAUUGCAUUCGCUAUUCCUGACGUGCCCCACUGGGUACAGAUCGAAAUGGCCAAAGCCGAAUUCCAACGGCGCGAAGCCGCGAAGCAUCAUCAACAAGGUAUCUACUUAUCGACGGAAUUGGAAUCGGAGGGCACUCAAACGGAUCCCACACCACUAGAAGAGAAAUCCGUCCAGACAGGAGUACGAAGGCGAUCGGAGACAGCGUCGUCAUCACCCCCGACGUGGCGUCGAGGACUCUCUGUGAUCGGACAAUCCAUUUCAGAGCGAUUCUAGUAACCCAAGGACAGUUCCUCGGUUAUUUGUGUCAAUCUGCGAGAGAGAGUCCGGAAGGGAAACAUAGAGUGGAGGUCACAAGUCCCAAAUUUUGUCGACCGAUGGCUGCGCAGGAGCAAGCUUUCUAUAGCAUUAAAAGGAGGGAUUCUCGCGAAAUUCCAGGGGCGGUUCUCCGGUAUCCUCGAUCGGACCAUCGAUAUGGACAGCUCCCACAGAAGAGAGGGAUGUGAUAUCAUACACGCCAGGGACGGGGUUUGGUCAUCGGGGACUUAUACACACAUCUAUGAUUUGUUCGUUUCAAAUGCAUCUCUUCCUGCUCUGCAAUUGAUGUGAG